This is a messenger RNA of Malania oleifera, 1982 nucleotides long. RefSeq names its product ultraviolet-B receptor UVR8. The record is from RefSeq and is a predicted model, not a curated record. The transcript is spliced from 12 exons. Lineage: Eukaryota; Viridiplantae; Streptophyta; Magnoliopsida; Santalales; Ximeniaceae. Bases 360 to 1691 code for a protein of 443 amino acids.
GAGCCACAGCGUAUCAUUUUUCCCGCCGACUGUAUAGUGUUCCGACCGCAGUGAAUAUUUUCUCCCGCCAAGUUGGUUCAGCGGAAGUCACACGGAGGGCUGGUGUGAACGGGGAGGGUCCUCUAGCAGUCAAUGCCGUCGUUCCCGCACUACGACCCAACAGUCACUCUCUCUCUCUCUCUCUCUCAGUCUCUCUCUCCUAUGGACUCUGGAAGGAUGCACAUGCCACAUAUCUAUCGCUAUAAAUUCUUCUGCUGCCUCCAAUUACCACAUUCUGGAGAAGCAGAAGAUUCGCCGGUGGAUUCUGGAAUAUCCAACUGAGAGAUUCGCAACAGCGGAAGAAAAAGACGAAGAGGCGCAUGGAGGGAGAAGGAACGGAAGCUGAAGUUACCGGACCUAUUCGUUAUAUUCUUCUCAUCUCCGCCGGCGCUAGUCACUCCGUCGCUCUUCUCUCUGGAAAUGUUGUUUGCUCAUGGGGACGAGGAGAGGAUGGGCAAUUAGGGCAUGGAGACGCAGAAGAUCGGCUCUCUCCCACACAAUUGAGUGCAUUGGAUGAACAGGAAAUAGUAUCAAUCACAUGUGGAGCUGAUCAUACAAUUGCAUAUUCUGAUUCACACUUGCAAGUGUUUAGUUGGGGAUGGGGUGAUUUUGGGAGGUUGGGCCAUGGCAAUUCAAGUGAUUUGUUUACACCACAACCAGUUAAAGCAUUAUAUGGCUUGAGGAUAAAGCAAAUUGCUUGUGGGGACAGCCACUGUUUGGCAGUUACCAUAGAAGGAGAUGUGCAAAGUUGGGGGCGAAAUCAAAAUGGUCAACUUGGUCUUGGUACCACUGAGGAUUCUCUUGUUCCACAGAAAAUUCAAGCAUUUCAGGGAGUACCUGUCAAAAUGGUUUCUGCUGGUGCUGAGCAUACAGCUGCUGUUACAGAAACAGGUGAACUCUAUGGCUGGGGCUGGGGUCGAUAUGGAAACUUAGGCUUGGGUGACAGAAAUGACCGCCUAGUUCCUCAGAAAGUUUCUACAGUUGAUUUGCAGGGAGAGAAGAUGGUUCUAGUUGCAUGUGGAUGGCGACAUACGAUAUCAGUUUCCUCUUCUGGUAGUUUAUAUACCUUUGGGUGGAGCAGAUAUGGUCAACUUGGACAUGGGGAUUUCAAUGACCAUCUCAUUCCCCAGAAGCUCAAAGCCUUGCAUGAACAUUUUAUUACUCAGAUAUCUGGUGGUUGGAGGCACACCAUGGCAGUCACAUCUGAUGGAAAACUCUAUGGAUGGGGGUGGAAUAAGUUUGGACAAGUUGGUUCUGGUGACAAUGUUGAUCAUUGCUCUCCUGUUCAAAUCAAAUUUCCUGAUGAGCAGAAAGUAGUUCAGGUUUCAUGUGGAUGGAGGCAUACACUGGCUCUUACUGAAAAGCAAAAUGCAUUUUCUUGGGGCAGAGGUACCAAUGGGCAGCUUGGGCAUGGAGAAUCCUUUGAUCGAAAUCUGCCAAAGAUUAUAGAAGCUUUGAGCAUUGAUGGAUCUUGUGGACAACAGAUAGAAUCCUCAAAUGCUGAUCCGUCAUCAGCAGGGAAAAGCUGGAUUUCGCCAUCACAAAGAUAUGCAGUUGUUCCAGAUGAAACAGUCAAAGGACAAGCAGUUGCUGGAGGCAUUGGCAGUGAUGUUAAUGUCCCUGAGACUGAAGUCAAACGGGUGCGGUUUUGAAUCUCACAUUUUUACAAAACACGAGCAAUCCAUCCUUGUCCCCUCAGUAUUGCUCACUGUGAACCAGGCAAAGUCUUAGCUUGCAUGUUCAUCUGUCUUAGUUGCCUGGUGUCUAUCUGUAUAGUGGGUAUGUGUAACUUUGUUUGCGUCACACUUCUAGUUUUGGUAUAACUGGUUUUGGGUGCGGGAGCUGCUGUGUUAACAAUAUGUGGAAGUCUUUGGCAGUGAUUUGCAAUGCUUCCUCUACUGACUUAUUGUGGGACUUGUCUAAAUAAUUGCCCCUUUGCCAGA